UCUCUCUCUUGUAGGAUCUCGCUGUGACUGUCAUCGUGGCGGUCGAUAUCAACGCCUCAGUCGGUUCGAGUACUUUUUACCCCCCGAAUACUGUCGAUUCGUACGUUGGAGCGGCUGUCGGCGAGUUACCACGGAAGCGGAGGCGAAUCGGUUCUAUUCCAAGCCCGCGGCUGGCAGAGCUGCACGAUUACGCCGGCCAAAUCUUCCCGAACGCAGCUGGUGAACAACAGAAGGGAGGACAGAAACAACAGGCGCACGCCAUGGACAGCAGCGAUGGCGCUGCCGAUACUCCAGGCUCGACGGGGAGGGCUGCCGCCCCAGAGACAAAGCCUAAGAGGACGCGCAGUGGGUGUUUGACAUGCAGAGAGCGGCACUUGAAAUGCGACGAGGGUAAACCUGUCUGCAACAACUGCAAAAGAUCGAAUCGCCAAUGCAAGACCGGACUGAGGAUCAAUUGGAUAUACACCGAAAAGGCGACGCUGCCCUAUGAACCUCCGCGACCGCGCGAAUGGCAGGUCGCCUUUCAGGACGAUUCGAGGGAGAUUGCUAGCGAAUACAAAGGUGGCCAACAGAAGUACGAUGACUACGAUGCGGCGCAUGGAAAUUUCGGAGCGAUAGGCAACCAGGCAUACAUGAAUGCGCAUAAUAACAACAUGGGCCCCCCAUCGUCGUCAAUCGCACAGAAACCUCUUCCUUCUGUUUCCAGUAUGCUGCCCGAUCCGUAUCAAACAGACGCCCACAAUGCGGGAUAUGAGCCUCGCCACAACCGAGCGCCCUCCCACCAUCAUUCGAAUUCAUACCCUAAUGGCGCGUUUCCAGAAUCCACCGUUUCCGGUGCAAACACCACCUACUCUGCGUUGGAACGGUCAGUAUCGCCAUGUGAAAGUCGUCGCGACUAUCUUAACAGCCAAGACGAAGUCCUCUUCAUGCAAGUGUUCGUUGAAGAAGUAGGGUUAUGGAUGGACAGCAUGGAUCCACAGAAGCAUUUCUCACGGCUACUUCCCUUUCAAAGUCUUAGCGAGCCAAUGCUCCUGCACGCUUUCCUAGCUUGUGGUGCACGACAUAUGGCCUUGGUCAACCCCAAAUACAGCGAGGAUCAAGCGUUACAUUACUACGAUACGGCUACUCGCUACCUACUUGACUCUUUACAAAACCCCGAUCGAAACACUGUGAUAUGUGCGACCACGGCGGUCAUCCUCAACGUGUAUGAGAUCAUGUGUGAGCGAGCACUCCAGCGAAUGAACCAUAUCGCAGGCGCACGAGCGCUCAUCAAGGAAUGCGGCUGGAACGCAAAAUCAACGGGCAUCGGUGCUGCGUGCUUCUGGCUUAAUGUCGGCAUGGAACUCCUCAGCUGUCUCCACUUCAACUGGCAAGUCGCUUGGGAUCCGGAUGAUUGGGGCCUCGACAUGGACCUUCGUCGCAACGACGCCCGUGAAGAUGAGCCUGGGAACGAAGAGCUCUGGACGUAUCGCAUAGUCUAUGUCGUUGCGAAGGUGGCUAACUUCCGCGCCACUAUUCCUCGAAACCAUGACCCGAACAAUGCGCAAGACCAAAUGCGCGCCGCUGGGCGAGUCCAACAGUGGGAGACUCUAAAAGCCAUGGCAGACAGAUGGAACAAAAACACACCGCGGAAGAUGCAUCCUCUAGGGAUAUUACCGAUCGGCCAAACCCUAUCGGGAUCCUCCUUCCCGGACGUAUGGCUGGUGAAACGAGCCUCGAUAGUAGCCCGACUCUUCUUCCAUACAUGCAUGUGCCUCCUUGCCCAGAUCCAUCCUUUCAAAUCCCCUCAUGAAGGAGAGAUGCGGAAUAUGCUUGAGAACAACUCACUUCUCAUCUGUGGUAUCGUCGCACACGUCAAAGACCGCGGGGUCGCAAGUGUAGCACUCCGCUCUCUCGCCAUUGCCGCCGAAUGUCUGACCAGCCGGCGCCAACAGGAAGAAGUCCUCCAGAUCUUCACCAAGAUCCGCCAGGAGACAGGGUGGCGAGUGGGCUUCCUCAACGACGAGCUCAAGCAGAAAUGGGGUUGGAACGAACAACAGGACGACCAGAAUGUCGCCGCAGCCGCAGCCGCCGCCGCACAACUCCAGCAACACCAGCAAAACGAGCAACUCAGCCAUCAACAACAGAUCCCCGCGCCCCAAGUCACCGUCCCACCGCCUGCGCCGCCAGGCCACGCGCCCCCGUUGUUCCCGCCCGGACUCAUGAACCCCCUCCUCGCGACCGCAGACUUCAACCACUCGAACCACCCGUACCCGGCGCACUACGUUCCCCCGAAUCCAGCAUACCAACCAGCCGUCCAGCACGUCCAGGCUCCCAGCUAUCCGAACCACCUUGAUCAAGCGGCCGCGGCGGCGGGAUUCGCGGCACAGAGCCAGGUUCAGCAGCACUUUGCGGCCCAGCAGAACGCGAGUGCCGCUGCGAACUACUACGCGCAGCAAUGAUGAUGUUACGC
This is a messenger RNA of Aaosphaeria arxii CBS 175.79, 2452 nucleotides long. RefSeq lists its product as uncharacterized. The coding region runs from base 261 to 2441 and encodes 726 amino acids. Gene Ontology annotation, molecular function: DNA-binding transcription factor activity, RNA polymerase II-specific; peroxidase activity; zinc ion binding. The record is from RefSeq and is a predicted model, not a curated record. The transcript has 2 exons. Gene Ontology annotation, cellular component: nucleus. Gene Ontology annotation, biological process: positive regulation of transcription by RNA polymerase II. Lineage: Eukaryota; Fungi; Ascomycota; Dothideomycetes; Pleosporales.